AUGUCUGUCACUCUCGCACCCAACACCUCACUUACACCCAACACGUCUUUAACUACCUCUAAUUCUAUCGAUAAUCAAUUGGAGAAACUCUGUCAACUCAAUUUUGAGUUCCUAACAACCCCAGCACGCAAGCUCAGGGAGAAGGAUAUCAUUCCUGUCGGAGAUCACCCAGAGAGCGGAAGACCACAGUUCGCUCUUGACGGGCGAAUGUCUGAAGCGGCAUGGAGUGCUUUGCUUAAUAGCCUUGAGGUGAUCCAAAGGGCUGAUCAAGGGAGGAAGAAUGACACUCCAGUGUCUGAAGAUUCGGCUCAGAAAGUAGCGUUGCCUCAACCGCCGUUGAAGCUAAUUCUCAAAUACGCGAAAAGUGCUAAUCCGCUUUCUUAUCCGGGGUCUCGACGCCAGAUCAUCUACACCUACUAUGGUGCCAGACUGCUCCUAGUUAGGAUUGUCCAGUGGAUGUCCUUAUGUCAAAUGCGAGCCGUCCAGCUCGAGGAGGAAGGUAUUAAUUCUGGUUGGAAUUGGAAAGCAGCCUUGACAGAGGACACGAUCGCGAUCCCAAACGAUCUUAACGUAUCCGACGAGAUGUUCACAUCACCCAACAUUGAAGCCUACGAUCCUCGUCUCCCGGCUUUCAAUCCGAAACUUAUCUCGAGACAGCAGGAAGUGGAAUCUACGGAAAUGGUUCUUCACCCUUACGCCUCACACUAUGCAUGCCACUUUCCGAACUUCGACCCUUUCAGUGGCAAGGAGUUGAAAGAGAUUAGUGAUUGUUUGGGGAAGGAAUUUUGCACGGUGAACGAAGAAAUUUAG
Molecule: messenger RNA, 810 nt
Organism: Lentinula edodes (shiitake mushroom)
Lineage: Eukaryota; Fungi; Basidiomycota; Agaricomycetes; Agaricales; Omphalotaceae
Exons: 2
Coding region: 1-810 (269 amino acids)
Source: RefSeq, a predicted model, not a curated record